AAUGGGUUCAGUUUCGCUGUUUUUAUUUGAGGAUAAACUAUAAUGUCAGAAAAGUCUCACACCUAUUUGAUGGCUAACCAGGAGGAAUACGAGUACGAAACUGAAGCCUUUUUGAGGCUCCAGAAGUUAAAGAGAAUUGAGUUUGCAUCUCUGCCCCGUAACCUCAAGUAUGCUCGGCAGUUAACAAUCUUGGAAACCGCUUUGGAAUACAGUAGAUUGGCUGAAAGUAAAGAAGAGCUAGCUGCAUCGCAAAAGAUUGUAUCGGAUUUCGAUCCUAUUAUGUGGGAUUUGAUUGUUGGACACAUACCUAGUGACAGCUACUCGACGUACCUGGAUCUAUUAAAAAGAGCCAUUUUGACACUCGAAGAUAAGCGUGAAGAAAUUGAAGAGAAGUAUGACUCUAUUUUGCUGCCUUACGAAUGGGGUGGUAAGCUUCAGCCCCAAUAUCUGAAGUACCAGGACUUCGUCAGUAAGAAUCAUUCCAGAAUCGCGUUAGCCGGUUUUGGUUUGCUUACUUUUGUCUUGGGUGUUGUGGUAUUAGGUGCAUUUGCUGGUUCGAGAUAGUGUUUUUGUAUUGUAUAUUAAUUGGAUAAGUUUUAUAUCUUUCGAAGGCUAGGAGCCAAUGAAAGCUCGUUUUCUUAUCUGAGUUCUAAAAAAGGUGAUUUGGAAACCACAGGAUUUGAUAAGAGCUAUCAAGGAGGAAGUAUGUUGUAAAGACCUGUUUGAUGUUUUAGAAUUUCAACAAAUGCCCCAUAGAGUUCAGCAACAAACCCGAGACUUAUGAACAAAACACUUCAAUGAAAGUUUACUCCAUAAAUCCCUCGUUUCUUUUGCUUAGGCUAUAAUCCAUUGCCGUUAUGGUGGAAGAGAGUGUAAGUAUUUCAGAAAUACGUGAUCUUUUAGGUCGAGAAAUGGCAUAUUUUCUCUAGCCAAUUUUUGCUACAUGACAUUUUACUUUUCAGCUUUCUGGAAUAUAAUGGGAAGCGAACUAUAUAGCAUUGUUAAACCGAGAACAAUCUUUUUAACAUGAUUGAAGAAGG
This is a messenger RNA of Yamadazyma tenuis ATCC 10573, 1040 nucleotides long. The record is from RefSeq and is a predicted model, not a curated record. NCBI's taxonomy places the organism in Eukaryota, Fungi, Ascomycota, Pichiomycetes, Serinales, Debaryomycetaceae.